AUGGCUUUCACCGCAACGACCCACAGGGCUCGCCCAUCCCUGGCACUGAUGGCACUGGCAGGGCUUUAUGCCUUCUGCUGCAGGACCAGGAGCUGGGCUUUCGUCUCUGGCACCCCGGCGCUGCGCAGCCCAGGGCGCUCGGUGGCAGUGUCCAGAGGGUCCAAGGUGGACGACAUCGUGGAGGAGCUGAAGGGCUUGACGCUGCUGGAGGCCUCAGAACUUGUCAAGGCCAUUGAAGAGACGUUUGGCGUCGACGCCUCCGCGUCUGGAGGUGCCGUGGUGAUGGCAGCUGCAGCCGGCGGUGGUGGGGGCGCAGAGGCGGAGGCUGCUCCGGAGAAGACGGAGUUUGACCUCGUCCUGAAGGAAGUGCCCAAGGACAAGAAGAUUGCAGUCAUCAAAGCAGUGCGGGCCAUCACGGGCCUCGGUCUCAAGGACGCGAAGGGCCUGGCAGACAACCCAGGCAAGAUCGUCGAAGGCAAGCCCAAGGAUGUCUGCGAGGAUGCCCUGAAGCAGCUCGAGGAGGCGGGUGCUGUGGCAGCCAUCGAGUAA
Messenger RNA from Symbiodinium natans, 549 nucleotides. The record is from the annotation of a GenBank genome assembly. NCBI's taxonomy places the organism in Eukaryota, Dinophyceae, Suessiales, Symbiodiniaceae.